AUGUUCACUUGCUGUGGAGGUGCCAAAGAGGACACCGUUCACGAUUCACCUGCAAGUAAUAACAAUGCAGCACCACCUCGAGGACCCCCUUCUGGAAGAGUAGGAGGAGGAAGUACAAGAGGAGAGCCAAGGGCUAGUGGAGCAGGAAGAAGUGGGGCUCCUCCGAAAAUCCUACCCAUUGAAACACCAACAUUGUCGUUGGAUGAGCUCAAUAAAAUGACUGAUAAUUUUGGUUCCAGGGCUUUGAUUGGAGAAGGUGCUUACUGUCAGGUUUUCCAUGGAAAGCUAAGCGACGGCCAAGAAGUAGUAGUAAAGAAGCUCGAUGCCAGCUCAUCAUCAGAGCUUGACACUGAUUUCACAGACCAGUUAUCGAUAGCUUCAAGACUUAAAAACGAAUGUUUUGUCGAGUUGCUUGGUUAUUGCUUGGAGGAUAACAACCGAAUCUUGGUAUAUCAGUAUGCAACCAUGGGUUCUUUGCAUGAUAUAUUACAUGGUAGAAAGAGUGUACAAGGGGCUGCACCGGGUCCCCCUCUCACUUGGAUCCAAAGAGUUAAAAUUGCUUAUGGAGCAGCAAGAGGUUUAGAGUAUUUGCAUGAAAAAGUUCAACCUCCUAUCAUUCAUCGUGAUAUUCGCUCAAGCAAUAUUCUUGUAUUUGAUGAUUUUCUAUCCAAAAUAGCCGAUUUCAACUUGAGCAAUCCUUCUGACACUGCAGCUCACUUGCACUCCACAAGAGUUUUGGGAACUUUUGGCUACCAUGCUCCAGAGUAUGCGAUGACCGGGCAAAUAAGUCAAAAGAGUGAUGUUUAUAGUUUUGGGGUUGUUCUUUUAGAACUUUUAACCGGAAGGAAACCGGUGGAUCAUACAUUGCCCAAAGGAGAACAAAGUCUUGUCACUUGGGCAACUCCAAGAUUGAGUGAGGAUAAAGUAAAGCAAUGUGUUGAUCCAAAAUUAAAUGAUGAUUACCCUCCCAAAGCUGUUGCCAAGUUGGCAGCAGUGGCGGCACUUUGUAUCCAAUAUGAGGCAGAUUUCCGGCCAAAUAUGACAAUUGUUGUGAAGGCUUUGCGGCCUCUUGUCAAUGCUAGAACAUCAACAGCACGCACAGAGUCUCAGGCUAAUUAGCAUAGCAACAAGGCAUGAAUGACCAGAUGUGUUCAUUUGAAUCCCAUAUUUAUACCAAAACCAAAGUAUGACAAUGGUCCAAAA
Molecule: messenger RNA, 1203 nt
Organism: Lactuca sativa (garden lettuce)
Lineage: Eukaryota; Viridiplantae; Streptophyta; Magnoliopsida; Asterales; Asteraceae
Product: protein CYTOSOLIC ABA RECEPTOR KINASE 4
Biological process (GO): protein phosphorylation
Molecular function (GO): protein tyrosine kinase activity; ATP binding
Source: RefSeq, a predicted model, not a curated record